Molecule: messenger RNA, 864 nt
Organism: Protopolystoma xenopodis
Lineage: Eukaryota; Metazoa; Platyhelminthes; Monogenea; Polystomatidea; Polystomatidae
Source: the annotation of a GenBank genome assembly
AUGGAAUUUCGAUGCCAAUCCUCUAAAUAUGGUAGCGCUAAACCAACCUCUGAUCUAGAUUCAGUAAAGACCAAAUUCUGGUUACCCGGCUCAUUUGGGCAUUUUGAUCCCUUAAUAGACACAAAAAAUCAACAUGGUAUAGUCAACACAUCUAAUGGCCCAUGUCUCAAAAAUGAGAUAGGAGAGCAAAAUGGACCAAAUGAAUAUUAUGAUGCCAAGUAUAAACGUUUGGCUGGCGACGAAUCCACCAAUUACGACGAAGUAGGCCAGGAACAGAGGCAUGUGGAAAAUGAAAAGGAGGACGAGGAAGAUGAUUUUGAUGAGGGUGAAGAUACUGAGGAGGAAGAUGAAGAUUUUGAGGAUGAAGGUGGGGAUGAAAUAUAUGGAGAAGACAGGGAAUUGUUGCCUUUUGACAGGAUGAAUCAGGCUCCUGACAAAAAUGAAGUCGCUCUAAGAAAUGAUGACAUAAGGCAUGCUGAUUCAGACGGCACUCUGGCCAAACUAGCUCCUCGACUCGAAGAGCCUCUUUUAUUUUGUUCCAAAAGGCCGAGCCUUGAUUGUCUUUGUCAGCUGCAGCUACAGGGUGACCAGGUGGCCGCGGCUAUCGCUUAUGUGCAGGCAUCUCCAUCGGACACCUUAAAUCCCCUUAAUUCAGCCUUGGUAGAUGCAGCUACUCCGGCCUCUGUGACUGUAGAAGAUACAGAAGAUGAAUCUAAACGUGUUUCCCGGGCUGAGCUUUUGGCAGUACAGCACCAAACGGCCCUUGAUGCCACCUUAGCUGAGACAAGCCGGCGUCUUUUGGCACUUAUUUGCUUGGCUAAAGGAGUAGAAUUUCGCCUACAGAUGAUACUUGACUCCAAGUAA